AGGACGCGCCGGUUUGGUGGAGCCCAUGGCGUCCGAGCGACUCUCGAGCCGGCCUGCCUGCCUCCUCGUGGCCAGCGGCGCCGCAGAGGGUGUGUCUGCCCAGUCCUUCCUCCACUGUUUCUCGCUGGCCAGCGCCACCUUCAACCUGCAGGUGGCCACCCCUGGGGGGAAGGCCAUGGACUUCGUGGACGUGAAUGAGAGCAAUGCCCGCUGGGUGCAGGAUUUCCGCCUCAAGGCAUAUGCCAGCCCUGCCAAGCUGGAGUCCAUUGAUGGUGCCAGGUACCACGCCCUCCUGAUUCCCAGCUGUCCCGGGGCGCUGGCCGACCUGGCCAGCAGUGGCUCCCUGGCCCGCAUUCUCCAGCAUUUCCGCUCAGAGAGCAAGCCCAUCUGUGCGGUUGGCCACGGCGUCGCAGCCCUGUGCUGUGCUACCAACGAGGACCGAUCCUGGGUCUUCCAAGGCUACAGCGUCACAGGGCCCUCCGUGUAUGAGCUCGUCAGGGCGCCUGGCUUUGCCCGCCUGCCCCUCAUCGUGGAGGACUUUGUGAAGGACGCGGGCGCCAGCUUCAGUGCCAGUGAGCCUGAUGCCGUGCACGUGGUGCUGGACCGCCACCUCGUCACGGGCCAGAAUGCCGGCUCCACUGUCCCAGCCAUGCACAACCUGCUCUUUCUCUGUGGCAGCCGGAAGUGAGAUGGCUUCCCGCCCGCCAGUGGACGCCGCCGCCUCUAGACCGCCCAGGUGUCCUUGGAGAUGGCUGGAUUCCUCAGGCCUCCAGGGACCCCGCCUCUGUGACAGCUCUGGAGAGUGACUUUCAGACACCCCAACCUGACCCGGUGGGAUUGUUGGAGGCCCCCGAGAAUCAGCCCUGCAGAGUGUCAGCUCUGGGGGAGGGGUCGACCUCCCAGCCCCCAGGCCAUUUGCUUUCCUUGGGACGGAGCGGGGGGCUCAGGGCCAUCAGGUGCUCACUGAGAAUUUCAUGUGAGCUUAGCACGGAGAGCUGGUCCAAAUGAGUCGGCCGUGGGGGUCCUGGUGUGGGUCUUGGCCCCUGUGGUCUUCCUGCGCACUGCCGGCUGGCCCCUCCCCUCUGCCUGUCCCUGGCCACCCAGGCUGAGCCUCUCUGGUGGCACCAGGAUCCCGUUUUGUGCGGUGAGGACUGCCCAGGCCUCUGUGCUGCCCCCCAUUCCUCUGGGUGUCGGGGGAGCUGUGGUCUGGCCGCUGGAGCUGGCUCAGCACUUUCCACUUCCCAAGGCUGGGGGGCGGGGGGGCUUGUGUUGGACGCAAGCUCCCGGCCCCCAGACCAGCCCCAGAUCUCCCAGUGCUGAAGGAGCUGCCCUAAUUUUAAUCCUUGUCUGGUGUAUGGUUUCAUGGUGACACCACGUGAGGUCGUCGGUUCUGACGUUGAGAGAAACAUGUUUAAUCGGGUCUUCAGGAAGCCGCGCUGCUCACCCAUAGCCCUGCCCGCGUGGCCUGUGGGUUUGUAGCUGCUCCAGGGCUUUCGAGGUAGACGUGACCAAAGCACGGGCCCUACUGGGCAAGAGGCCUGGGGAGCAGCCACCCUGGGUCUACAUGUGGGGUGCCGGUCGGUCCCCACCACCCAGGCCUCGACAGGCCUGUGCUGGGGAUGCUCCUUCCUGGCAUGGCUGGAUCACCCUCUGGUCCCGGGGACCAGCCUGGGCUGUGGCCCUUGGAUGGGGCCUCCGGAAGCUGGGCAGCUCCUCUUACGGGCCCCACUUUUGCUUGUUCCCCACCCCGACUUGGCUUGUCUGGCUCUGCUGUAUCCAACCCCUCAGAACAGAGGAGGAGGGAGGAGGCGAGGCCCCCCCCGAGUCCCUGGCUGCUCCCAGCACCAUAGAGCGUGCAGAGAUGCUCCCACCCUCUCGGUUGGAUGUUUUCGGGGGGGACCGUAUCAGGAACUCCUGACGCCAUGGCCAGGCUGGCCGGCUCCACCGAGGCCUGGGCCCUACUCCCUGCCUCAGGUACCGCCACAGGGUGAUCGAUGUCUCUGGGCAAAAGCUUUUUUACAGAUCACGCCUUCUGGGCUCCAUCUGUGUGAUCUGCGAAGAGCUAAUAACACUUGCCAAGAUCGGCCGGACUACUCCAGGGUUCCACAUCAGGGUGCAGGGCGGGCGCCCUGGGUGGCCGUGGCGGCGCGCUCCUGGCUUUGCCAGGUGCGGGGCACAGGGCUGGGGCAGCCUUCAGGCUUAGAGAGGGUGCGGACACUGCAGGCUGGCUGCCGCUCUGGGAUGUCCCCACGUGCCGUCCGCCCACCAGAAAUAACCAACAGCCCUACAGGAGUGACCCCCGAGUGUCGCGGCAUCAUCCACGGUAACAAACACUUUAAGCAAAUCGUAGUUUCCCUGAGUGUUUACCAGACAAUGCUAAUAUCCGCGUGGUAGAAGGUGACUUGGCCAGGGAAAAGAAUAAAGUCCUGGUAACAUUGCACAGACUGAA
Callorhinus ursinus (northern fur seal) is the source of this 2449-nucleotide messenger RNA. It is a transcript of the gene GATD1, whose product is annotated as glutamine amidotransferase class 1 domain containing 1. The record is from RefSeq and is a predicted model, not a curated record. Gene Ontology annotation, molecular function: glyoxalase III activity. Gene Ontology annotation, cellular component: cytoplasm. NCBI's taxonomy places the organism in Eukaryota, Metazoa, Chordata, Mammalia, Carnivora, Otariidae.